ACAAACAAACAAAAAAGCAAUGACCCCAUUGGGGUUGGAUCUGCAGGUGUCCCCUCCUUGGGAAGCCUCCCCAAGUUGCCUUCAGGCCCCAGCCCCCAUCGAUGUAGAACAGUCUGCAAGGACAGCCCCCACGGCAUCCCUAAGGUCAGGCCAGGUCUGAGCCCCUACCCUUUCCUUCCCUGCCACCUCCCCCAGCAGGGCUUCCUGGGCACGGAGAGGCUGCAUCUGUACCUCUUGAGCCAGUUCUCGCUGGGCUGCGGGCUGACCUGUGGCCUGAGCUUCCUGCAGGAGGGCGCCCCCCACCGCACCUUCAACCUGCUGCUGGGCCUGGGCCUGGCCGCCCUGCUCAGCACCUGGGCCCGGCGUCUGCGAAGGCAUGUCUGCAACCUCUAUGAGCUGCACAGCAGUGAGAACUACUGUGGGGUCUGCCUGGGCCUGCUGGCCGGCGCGGACAUCCUGCCCCGGCUGCUGGGCCACUCGCUGGCCGUCGCCUUCGCGGUGGGAGACCUGGCAGCCGUGGCCCUCAUCAACCAAGACUUCCCGACCACCUCGGAGGCCGUGCGCUUCUGGGCACCGCUGACCAUCUGCUACACCCUGCUGGUCAUCUACAUGCAGGAAGAGCAGCGGCAGAAUCCGGGUCUACAGGGCCAGAUUCAGACUGUGCUGCUGCGCAUGGGCGGCCUGUUCAUUUUGUUGCUGACGGUGGGCAGCUGGCUGGACCUGCUGGGCCUCUCCUUCUCCCUGCUGGGCGAGCUCUGGUGCCUGGUGGGCAUCCGUACCCUGCUCGACCUUUGCCAGGUACAGGAUUUUCCAUUCCAGAAGCCCUUGGUGUCAGCCGCAAGCCAGCCACGACAACCAGCACCUGCUCAGAGCCAGGAGACAGACCCCUCCUGACCUGACUCUGGGAGGACUUGGCAUCUGUCUCAGAGCCGCCCAGGCUCGCCGAGAGGUCCAGUCUCAGGACACAGCCUGGGUUAAGCGCGUGUGGCGCAAAGCACAAGGACUGGCGGCCUAAAGAUCUUGGGUCAAGCCCCUGGCUCCCCACCUGCAGGGGAGUUGCUUCACAGGCGGUAAAGCAGGUCUGCAGGUGUCUGUCUUUCUCUUCCCCUCCUCACUCCAUUUAUCUCUGUCCUAUCCAACAAUGAAGACAGACAACAAUUAUAACUACAACAAUAAAACAACAAGGGCAACAAAAAGGAAAUAAAAAAUAUUAAAAAAAAAUAAUAAUACUCUUGUUCUCCCCACCUGCAGGGGAGUUGCUUCACAGACAGUGAAGCAGGUCUGCAGGUGUCUGUCUUUCUCUCCCCCUCUCUGUCUUCCCCUCCUCUCUCCAUUUCUCUCCAUCCUAUCCAACAACGAUGACACCAAUAACAACAACAAUAAAACAAUAAGGGCAACAAAAGGGAAUA
Messenger RNA from Erinaceus europaeus (western European hedgehog), 1409 nucleotides. It is a transcript of the gene TMEM82, whose product is annotated as transmembrane protein 82. The annotation marks the transcript as partial. The record is from RefSeq and is a predicted model, not a curated record. NCBI's taxonomy places the organism in Eukaryota, Metazoa, Chordata, Mammalia, Eulipotyphla, Erinaceidae. The transcript is spliced from 3 exons.